Molecule: messenger RNA, 1242 nt
Organism: Marmota flaviventris (yellow-bellied marmot)
Lineage: Eukaryota; Metazoa; Chordata; Mammalia; Rodentia; Sciuridae
Gene: Dnajc18
Product: DnaJ heat shock protein family (Hsp40) member C18
Biological process (GO): cellular response to misfolded protein
Cellular component (GO): endoplasmic reticulum membrane
Molecular function (GO): Hsp70 protein binding
Source: RefSeq, a predicted model, not a curated record
UCCAUGCCCCCCUUCUCUUUCAGCCUCGGACGCCCAGGAGGCUCCAAGCAUCUGCUGACUGGAAAAGGAUAUGGCGGCCACUCUGGGCAGCGGGGAGCGCUGGACCGAAGCUUACAUUGAUGCAGUUAGAAGAAACAAAUACCCAGAAGACAAACCUCCUGAGAGUCAUGACCCCUGUGGUUGCUGUAACUGCAUGAAGGCACAGAAGGAAAAGAAGUGCGAGAAUGAGUGGAAUCAGAACCGACAGGGUGAAGGGAGCUCCACUUAUACUGAGGAACAACUGCUUGGGGUACAAAGGAUCAAGAAAUGCAGAAAUUACUAUGAAAUUCUGGGAGUUUCUCGAAAUGCCAGUGACGAAGAGCUUAAGAAAGCUUAUAGAAAACUUGCUCUGAAAUUUCACCCUGACAAGAACUGUGCUCCAGGAGCAACAGAUGCUUUCAAAGCAAUAGGAAAUGCCUUUGCGGUUCUGAGCAAUCCUGAUAAGAGACUCCGCUAUGAUGAAUAUGGAGAUGAACAGGUGACUUUCACUGCACCUCAAGCCAGACCUUAUAAUUAUUACAGGGACUUUGAAGCUGACAUCACUCCAGAAGAGCUAUUCAAUGUCUUCUUUGGAGGCCAUUUUCCUACAGGAAAUAUUCAUAUGUUUUCAAAUGUGACAGAUGACACUCACUAUUAUCGACGGCGGCAUCGACAUGAGAAAACACAGACACGGAAAGAAGAGGAAGACGAUAAACCUCAGACCACGUAUUCUGCAUUUAUUCAGUUACUUCCAGUUCUUGUGAUUGUGAUUGUAUCUGUCAUUACUCAGCUGCUGGCUGCUAAUCCUCCAUAUAGUCUAUUCUAUAAAUCGACCUUGGGCUACACCAUUUCCAGAGAAACUCAGAACCUGCAGGUGCCUUACUUCGUGGAUAAAAACUUUGACAAGGCCUAUAGAGGGGCUUCUUUGCAUGACCUGGAGAAGACGAUAGAGAAGGAUUACAUCGAUUACAUCCAGACAAGUUGUUGGAAGGAGAAACAGCAAAAAUCGGAGUUGACAAAUUUAGCAGGAUUAUACAGAGAUGAACGAUUGAAACAGAAAGCAGAGUCACUCAAACUUGAAAACUGUGAAAAACUUUCCAAACUUAUUGGCCUCCGCAGAGGUGGUUGAGAGAAUGAUGGUCCAGGGCAGGGUUGGGGUUUUGUUACUUGUUACUAUUUAUGUUCCUAAUUCCAUUUUAUAAUACAAAAUUAGGAAAUGGCAAA